CACACACAUGUCAUUCUGAAUACAAAGGUCAGAACUGCAGUACAUUUGCUUCCCAGAUGGACUCUCCGACCAAAACAGGGAAGGUUUACCUCCAACCACACAGAGCCGGCAAAAAAUGGAAGCCAGUGUGCUUGUCUCUGUUCCCCCCCAGUGACAGUGCAGCGGGGCGACUGGAGAUCCAGGACAUGGGAGGUGCUGGUGCUGAAGGCGAUCAUGUGUCUGGGGUCAGGAGACACUACCAGCCUCAUGUGGACAGGAAGGUGAAGGUGCUGCGACUGUCCGAGCUGAUCAGCGUCCUCAGACUCCCCCCGAACGCAGAAGCCUGUCCUAUGGAGAACAUGUCAGCGUUUUGUGUGGAGACCCGGGACAGAACCAUGGUGUUCGCUGCACUAAAGAACGACUGUGUGGAGUGGGUAGAAAAACUGUGUCUCCGGACGUUUCAGAGAGGUGUAGCCUCCGGCUCUACUCAGCUUCACAUGGAGGAGAACCAGAUCUAUGCCUCAGCAGAUGAAGACUCAGAGUUCUGGGUAAUGGUUCAAAAGACUGACGCAGCGACACGCUGCGGCCUGCAGGGGUCAUACUGGCUGCAGGUGGGGCGAGAGGCGCUGCUGCUGAGAGAAACACAGAAGAAAAUUGUUAGAGAGUGGCCAUAUGAAUGGCUGAGACGAUAUGGGAAAGAUAAGCUGGCCUUAACCAUCGAAGCAGGGCGACGCUGUGACUCUGGUCCUGGAACAUUUAUCUUUGAGACACAGCAGGCUGAGAAGAUAUUCGCCCUAAUUCAGAGUACCAUCAAACGGAAGACUUCGACUCUUACUGUAGGCAACCAAAACCAAGAGGGUCAGAAAGUUAUGGUAACCAACAUACAGGCUCAUUCCCCGCUCCCCAGAAUACCAGAUAUGACCAGUAUUGCUGCAAUUCUGGAAAACAAACUGAGGACACAGGACAGUAAAUGUGCUGCUUUAGAAGAUAGUGUACAUGCCCAGGAAGAUUUGGUUGGUUCAUCAGAGAGUGCAUCAGUGCAGCCAGCUCCAAUUACCCUCAUGCCUCUUCCACUGGUGCCCACACAUGGCAGCCACUCCGGACGACAUCUCGAUGGCCAAUCAGAAGCUGUAUAUGCUGACCCAGCUGAUUGCAUCCAACCUGUACCAAAAGCGCCACCGACCAUGGCUCUGUAUGUAGACCCUGCAAGUGUUCUCCCGCUCAAACCCCCCAGCUCCAGAGACUCUGUCACUCCGUCUCCUAACUCCUCUACUUCACAUCCCUGCUUCCCCCCCGAUCAGCCAGAUUCAGUCUACGCAGAGGUGUACGACAAAAUCAGUCCGGCUCAGAAUAAAGACGGCGCAGAUGACGAACCCAUUUAUACUGAGCCUAUGAGCGAGGAGGAGAAGUCUGAUAAAAAGGAAAGCAAAGCAGACCCGUUUGCACACCUUUAUGCUCAAGUCUGCAAAACAACCCCAUCAUUUAGCCUAUCGUCGUCCUCUAACACCAUCCCUUCCUGCUCGGCUUCCUCUCCCGCUAUGACUGCCAGUAUGAGCACAACUAAAGCCACGACCCAGUCUCUUGAUGAUGUCAUCUACGAAAACCUGGGCACCAUUUAAUUUAGUUGUCAAGUGUAGCUUAAUGCUACAAUGCCUAAACCAAGUCUAUGCAGAGCCUGACAUAUAUUUUUGUACAAUGACUGUAAAUAAGAAAUAGAGUAAGCACAUCUCCUGUAUGGAUGGGCUUUCUGUUGUGAGUGUAUAUCUGUAUACAAACUAUUGUUCAUUAGUUCUGAAGAAAACAGGGCUGUGUAAUUGGCUAUUCAUUAAUAAAGCAAGUUACCAAUAAAGUAGAACUUGCAACAAACAUGGUGUGCUCACUAACACUUCCUAGAUAGCACCAUCAUGCUUAGCAUUGCACUCGAUUAGCAUUGCUGGACUCAUGGUGAACAGGUAAAAACGAUUAAAAAGCAGAACCAGAGAUAUUGUGUUAAAUGUCACACAUUCUUCUUCCUUUUCAAAACAUGGUGCCGACCUUACCCACAAUACAACUCGACCGCUGAUGGUAGGGGGUUUUGCUGUGUGUUAUGCUAGUAGCAGCUAAUGUAGCCUUGGCAUAGCUUCGAGCAGAGGUGAUGUAGUCUUCAGCCCCAACCGAUGCUGACUCAAGGUACAUCAUUCUCUCUGAAACACAGACAACCUUUUUCACAUAUUACAGUAACACUUCCCAACACCACUGAACAGGCUUUUAUGUGUAAAAUCGAUGGAGUUUCCCUUUUAAUUAAAAGGCUACCGCACCAAUAGCAAGUCUCAGACUUUUCCCAUGUCUACACCCAGUAAUACAUUAUUUUUUUAAUGCCAUAAAGUUGACUAUAUCUUAAAAUGUUACAUGCAUGUUUGCAUAUGAUGUUCUUCUGCUGUAUAAAUAUCCUAUAGUCCUUUCAUUUAAGAUUUUUUUUUUUAUUAAAAUGUGUAUAGUGAUGUAUAAAUAGUGAAGAUGAAAUUAGUUUUUGUUACUUAAACAGAGUGCUGUAUGUAUAACGUGUUCAAAGUUGUGCUUUCUAAGUUCUGUCCCAGCAUAAAUUCUACCAAUUCUGUAAA
Messenger RNA from Sander lucioperca (pikeperch), 2579 nucleotides. RefSeq names its product docking protein 1-like. Gene Ontology annotation, biological process: cell surface receptor protein tyrosine kinase signaling pathway; positive regulation of MAPK cascade. Gene Ontology annotation, cellular component: cytoplasm. The record is from RefSeq and is a predicted model, not a curated record. The coding region runs from base 57 to 1598 and encodes 513 amino acids. The transcript is spliced from 9 exons. NCBI's taxonomy places the organism in Eukaryota, Metazoa, Chordata, Actinopteri, Perciformes, Percidae.